Beta vulgaris subsp. vulgaris (sugar beet) is the source of this 1605-nucleotide messenger RNA. RefSeq lists its product as uncharacterized. The record is from RefSeq and is a predicted model, not a curated record. Bases 1 to 1605 code for a protein of 534 amino acids. The transcript has a single exon. Lineage: Eukaryota; Viridiplantae; Streptophyta; Magnoliopsida; Caryophyllales; Amaranthaceae.
AUGAAGAAACUACCCAAACAAAAGUUUCUUCCUACUUAUUAUGUCCAAGAGAACUUCUCCAAGUUCCAUUAUCUACAACAAGGAUCGAAAUCAGUGGAGGAUUAUGCAAGGGAAUUCGAAGCCUAUCUUAUGAAGUGUGAAGUUAAGGAGGAUGAGCCACAAACAUUGGUAAGAUUCAUUGGUGGAUUAGAUGUUAAAACUGCUAAUGUUGUUGAAUUACACCCCUUCUCUACCUUGGAGGAACUAAUAAACCUCGCACACAAAGUUGAGAAACAACAAAAGACCAAAGGGAAAAUGGAGGCAUCACGCCCCUUUGCCAAAACAACCACCUAUACUAAGCCAAAUCCUACCCCUUCAAAACCUAACCAACCCUAUGUCCCAAAAACCCCUACUUCUACGACCACCCCUAUUCCAAAUCGAGCACCUAGGAGACGUUUUAGGUGCCAAGGAUUAGGACACAUUGCUUCUGAGUGUCCUAACAAGAAGGUAGUAAGCCUUAUGGAACUUGAGACACUAGAAGAUGAGAAUGAGGAGGAAAAUGAAGCGUGUGAAGAAGAAGGUUAUGAAGAUGAAUAUGUUGGUCCAGAUGAAGGAGAAUGCUUGGUGGUGAGAAGAGCCUUAAGUGGCGUGGCAGAUCAUGAGGAAUCACAACAAAGGGAGGCCAUAUUUCAUACGAGGUGUACAAUUGAAAACAAGGUUUGUACCUUGAUCAUUGAUGGAGGAAGUUGCACCAAUGUUGCUGCUCAAACAAUGGUGGACAAACUCAAGCUCCCUACGUCACCUCAUCCUAAACCUUAUGUGAUUCAAUGGCUCAAUCAAGGCAAAGGUAUUCAAGUUACUCAUAGAUUGCUAUUAUCUUUUAGCAUUGGUAGUAAUUAUAAAGAGGAGAUUUGGUGUGAUGUGAUACCUAUGGAUGCAUGUCAUGUUUUGUUAGGGAGACCAUGGUUGUUUGAUAGGAGAGUUAUUCAUGAUGGUUAUAGAAACACAUAUUCAUUCACGAAAAAUGGCAAGAAAGUAACCCUCACCCCUAUCAUGUCCAUGUCGAAAACGAAACAACAUUCCACAAAAGAGAAAUAUCAUUCACUUACCACCCUCUUAAAAUCUUAUUAUCAUGAACUUAGUCCUUUUAGAGAAGUAUUGUUAAAUAUAGAUCAAAAGGAAGAAGUUGAUAAUAAUCUAAAUCACCCUUUGCUUGCUCCCUUACUUGAAACCUACAAAGAUGUCUUUCCACAAGAAAUACCCCACGGCCUUCCCCCUAAAAGAGACAUUCAACACAAAAUUGACCUUAUUCCUGGAGCUAUGUUGCCUAAUAAACAUGCUUAUAGAACAAAUCCACAAGAAACUGAAGAAAUAAGGAGACAAGUGAAUGAUUUGUUGUCUAAAGGCAUGAUUAGAGAGUCUUUGAGUCCUUGUGCAGUACCUACUCUCUUAGUCCCUAAAAAGAAUGGUGAAUGGCGCAUGUGUGUUGAUAGUAAGGCUAUUAAUAAGAUCACAAUCAAAUAUCGUUUUCCUAUUCCAAGGUUGAAUGAUUUGUUGGAUGAUCUUAAUGGUUCUAAAGUGUUUUCAAAGAUAGAUUUGAGGUUACCAUCAAAUAAGAAUUUGUGA